Messenger RNA from Paecilomyces variotii, 336 nucleotides. RefSeq lists its product as hypothetical. Bases 1 to 336 code for a protein of 111 amino acids. Lineage: Eukaryota; Fungi; Ascomycota; Eurotiomycetes; Eurotiales; Thermoascaceae. The transcript has 3 exons. The record is from RefSeq and is a predicted model, not a curated record.
AUGUCUAGUCCUCAAGGAAAUGGCGGCAGUCGUCCUACUUGGCAAGAACGGCUCGAAGUGAAAAAAGAUCACUGUAGAAGAGCUAAAAUGCAACCUCCGGUUUUCAACAUCGUCUCGGACCGACGAGGAGGUCGUACUGCUUGGUCCAGCACAGUUACUGUCCAGGGGCAAAACAUUGCUGCUCGCUACUGGUAUGAUGGCCAGUAUAUAAACAAUGCAAAAGAAGAUGCCGCAGAGGUAGCUCUCAUGCAACUGAACGCCCAGACUCGUUCUCCAACAGUUUUCCCUGGACAGUUAGCCCCUCAAGCGAACGGGUACGGCCGUAUGGGGUAUUGA